Pocillopora verrucosa is the source of this 4456-nucleotide messenger RNA. Its product is annotated as tetratricopeptide repeat protein 28-like. Gene Ontology annotation, molecular function: protein binding. The record is from RefSeq and is a predicted model, not a curated record. Lineage: Eukaryota; Metazoa; Cnidaria; Anthozoa; Scleractinia; Pocilloporidae.
GCAAACUGAACUGUUGCUGUGGGUUUAUUAUAUCAGCUUUUCUCUUUGACUCUUUGUUAAGGCUGUUAAGAAAACUUGAAAAGAAAGUCGGAAACACAGAGUGAUGGCGGAAGGUGGUAAGGUCAGCGUUGAUGAUGGGAAAUCUACAGACGCUGCAGAGGAACGUCAAGUCAGAUCUGGUGACUUAAAACUGAAUUUAGUUGAUGAUAUUCAGGCAGACGUUCCGGCCGUUUUACCGUCAGAUGGUACAUCGCAAUUUGACGAUGCAACCUUAAAAGCGAUGACGGAGGUGUACUUGAAAGAAGGUGACAACGAGUACAGCAAAGGAGAAACCAACAAUGCAGUACACUUUUACUCGGAGGGACUGCAAGUGAACUGCAAAGAUGUCAAACUAAACGCCAAACUCUAUAGCAACAGAGCAGCGGCUCAGCUCCUUCUGGGAAAUUUUCAAGAAGCUUUGGAUGAUGCUACAUUGUCUGCUCAAUUGGCACCAACUUUCAUUGAAGCAAUAGAAAUCGGGGCCAGUGCAUGUGUACAGCAACACAUGUAUCAAGAAGCUAUAACUUGGUGUCAGAAAGGAUUGGCAAUUAACAAUAACAAUAAGAAGUUACUUGAUUUGUGGACCGAGUGUUAUAAACAACUAACUGGCAUAGAUGAAACGAGAAUUAAUCAGGAAAUUAACACUAACCGUGACAACACCAAAGCGAAAAUCGAGGAUAUACAAAUCAACGAUCAGCUACCUCAAGCAGCUGUCCAAAAGAUCCUCCACUAUGCGAACAUUUUGCAUUUUUCUAUUGAAGUGGGGGACAAAGCUGGAGAGGGGGGGAGUUCCUGCAGUCUCGGCAAUGCUUAUUACAGCCUAGGUGAUUUCAAAAGAGCCAUCCAGUAUUAUGAACGUCAUCUAAAAAUUGCCAAAGAAUUGGGAGCCAAGGCCGAAGAGGGAAAGAGUUACUGCAAUCUCGGCAAUGCUUAUCAUAGCCUAGGAGAUUUCGAAAGAGCCAUCCAGUAUCAUGAACGUCAUCUAAAAAUUGCCAAAGAAGUGGGAGACAAGGCUGGAGAGGGUAAGAGCUACAGCAAUCUUGGCAUUGCUUAUCGUACCCAAGGUAAUUUCGAAAAGGCUAUCCAGCAUCAUGAACGUCAUUUAACAAUUUCCAAAGAAGUGGGAGACAAGGCUGGAGAGGGAAGCAGUUACGGGAAUCUCGGCAGUGCUUAUCAUAGCCAAGGAGAUUUCAAAAGAGCCAUCGAGUAUCAUAAAUGUCAUCUAACAAUUGCCAAAGAAGUGGGAGACAAGGCUGGUGAGGGAAGGAGUUACGGGAAUCUCGGCAAUGCCUAUGAUAGGCUAGGAGACCUCGAAACAGCCAUCCGGUAUCAUGAACGUUCUCUAAAAAUUGCCAAAGAACUGGGAGACAAGGCUGGAGAGGGAAAGAGUUACUGCAAUCUCGGCAAUGCUUAUCGUAGCCUGGGAGAUUUCGAAAGGGCCAUCCAGUAUCAUGAACGUGACCUAAAAAUUGCCAAAGAAGUGGGAGACAAGGCUGGAGAGGGAAGUAGUUACGGGAAUCUUGGCAAUGCUUAUGAUUGCCUAGGAGACUUCGAAAGAGCCAUCCAGUAUCAUGAACGUCAUCUAAAAAUUGUCAAAGAAGUGGGAGACAAGGCUGGAGAGGGAAAGGGUUACUGCAAUCUCGGCAAUGCUUAUCAUAGCCUAGGAGAUUUCAAAAGAGCCACCCAGUAUCAUAAACAUCAUCUAAAAAUUGCCCAAGAAGUGGGAGACAAGGCUGGAGAGGCAAGUAGUUACUGCAAUCUCGGCAAUGCUUAUCAUAGGCUAGAAGAUUUCGAAAAAGCCAUUCAGCAUCAUGAACGUCAUCUAGAAAUUGCCAAAGAAGUGGGAGACAAGGCUGGAGAGGGAAAGGGUUACUGCAAUCUCGGCAAUGCUUAUCAUAGCCAAGGAGAUUUCAAAAGAGCCAUCCAGUAUCAUAAACAUCAUCUAAAAAUUGCCCAAGAAGUGGGAGACAAGGCUGGAGAGGGAAGGAGUUACUGCAAUCUCGGCAAUGCUUAUCAUAGGCUAGAAGAUUUCAAAACAGCCUUACAGUAUCAUGAACGUUCUCUAAAAAUUGCCAAAGAAGUGGGAGACAAGGCUGAAGAGGGAAGGAGUUACUACAAUCUCGGCAAUGCUUAUUGGGGGUUGGGAGAUCUAGAAAGAGCUGUCAGCUUGUCUCGUUGUUGCGUGCUAAUUUUUGAUGCUAUCCGAGCCAAUCUGCGGUUCAGAGAUGAUUGGAAGAUUAGCUACCGUGACAUGCAAAGAAAUGCAUAUACUUGUUUGUGGCGUCUUCAUUUAAAACAAAAUCAAAUUUUGGAUGCGCUUCUAUCUGCUGAACAAGGACGUGCACAGGCUCUUAAUGAUCUGAUUUGUUUUAGGUAUGGGUCGGGAGGAAUACAGCCUCGGCCUCACACUCCAGGGAAUUUUGAUCUUGAGCUCCUUGCAAGCUGUGCUGUUUCAAAUACAGUUUUCAUGGCUGUAGAUGAUAAGGAACGCAAGAUAUUCUACUGGUUUAUUAACAGCUUUCAAGAUAUUCAAUUGAGAAGUACUGAGAUAAGUAAUUAUGGCUCGUUCAAAGAUGUCAAUACCUUAAUUGGAAGCUUAAUGAACACAGCAUCAAGAUCGUUUAAAAGAGGUGUAAUUAAAUGCGAAGAUCGCUCUCUUGAUGAGCCCUGCACUGAAGAAUUGGUGAAGAAAAGGUCAGGUCAUGCUUAUUUCUCUCCUGAAUGCUCACCGAAAGCUGCCUUGAGGAUGUUGUAUGACGUUAUCGUUGAGCCGAUUGGUGAUCUCAUCAAUGGCAAUGAAAUUAUCUUUGUUCCCGAGAGUUCAUUGUGGUCAGUCCCUUUUGCUGCAUUGAUGGAUCACGAGUCAAAUUAUUUGUGUGACUCUUUCCGAGUUCGAACGAUUCCAUCCCUGACUACUUUGAAGCUGAUAAAUGAUUACCCAGACGACUUCCAAUAUAAGAAAAGUGCUUUACUCGUGGGUGAUCCAUGUUUGGAGGGGGUUCUUUUCGAGGGGAGGAAGCUCGAUCCACUGCCAUGUGCGAGAGAAGAAGUUGAGAUAAUCGGGAGAAUCAUUGGCGCCGAUCCUCUUAUUGGUGAAGAAGCCAAAAAAGAUGAAGUGUUGAGGCGACUUCCCUCUUUUGCCUUGGUACACUUUGCUGCACAUGGCCGAAUGGAAACAGGCGAAAUUGCCUUAGCCCCACGAAGUACUUGCUCAUCACAGCCCUUUGUUAAGGCAGAGGAUUGUAUUCUAACAAUGAAAGAUGUGUUGGAUAUUCGGAUACGAGCGAGGCUGGUUGUGUUAAGUUGUUGUCAUAGCGGUCGUGGAGAGAUAAAGGCUGAGGGAGUUGUUGGAAUUGCAAGAGCGUUUUUGGGUGCCGGUGCUCGCUCUGUUCUCGUGUCACUGUGGGCUAUUGAUGACAAGGCUACUCUUGUGUUUAUGAAACAUUUCUAUGAAGAACUGGUUACUGGAAAGCUUGCAAGUGAAGCUCUUAACCAAGCUAUGAAGAGCAUGAAAGAUUCUGAAGAGUUCAGCGAUGUGAAGUACUGGGCACCCUUUGUACUCAUUGGGGAUGACGUCACGCUGGAAUGAAAUUGAAGAUAGGAGCUAUGGAUAUUUUCAAAUGUACGUAAGCAAAUGUUAAUUGAUGAUGUAUUUUGAAUCAGGUCCACAUCAUCGACAGGAACUUCCUCAGUAUUUUCAGUGAUAUAGCUGGCUUUUAAAGGCAAAAUGUCUCAGUUUUUGAACGUCCUGAUUGUCUCGGCAUGUAACAGUAUUGUCUGUCAGUAAAAAAGGAAGAGUUGUUGAGUUAGAUCUCUGAGGCGAAACUUCAGUUUUAGGCUUUUGUAUCAAAAACUUUCCUCUAAUUUCUUAGGAUAUAGUAUGAAAGACACAACAGUGUGUACUUGUGACCGUUGCAAUUAAAUUUUAAAAAAUUAAUUCCCGUUUACUGAUUACGAUUGAAAUAGUAAAAGUAUUUCAAGAGACUCAAGAAGUAAUGGGCACGUCCUCAGUUAAAAAAUUUUGGCGAAUUUUUCUUUUGUUUCUGGAAUGAUGAGAUGGAAGUUUAACUGAAAAGAUUUAUUCACAAACAAUUUAUUUCAAAGGACCAUGUACUUUAUUUGUCGAGCAAAGCAGUUUAUGUCGUUAGUAGGUCGUGUUGCUGAUGUUUUUCAAUUUGAAUCUUACGAAUGUUUCAUUUUCUUUGUAAAAUUUUAUUCAUUUUUAGGUUGCAAUUUCCGUUCUUGGUUAAUCACAGCACUGUGAAUAUAUGACAAUAAAAUAUAUAAGUAUAUAUACUUCAUAUUAACUUCAUUACUGCGAAGGUCACUUUCAUAUUCAUAAUCUUUAUUAGAGUUUUUAGUUUUUGGUGUUUGGUUUUUAGUUUUUAGAAUAGAGUUUUGAUAUCAUGUCAAGAUC